Molecule: messenger RNA, 795 nt
Organism: Diospyros lotus (date-plum)
Lineage: Eukaryota; Viridiplantae; Streptophyta; Magnoliopsida; Ericales; Ebenaceae
Exons: 1
Coding region: 1-795 (264 amino acids)
Source: RefSeq, a predicted model, not a curated record
AUGAGGCUCCAAAAUGUUGAAUUUGGUGAAGACUUGAUCAACUUAAAGUCUUUUUCUGAAUGGAUAGCAAGCAUAGGGGAUGGAACAAUUGGCGGUCUGAACGACAGUAAUGCAGUUAUUGAUAUACUAGAUGACCUGUUGUUGAAUGCAUUUGAUGAUCCUGUUGCCUCAAUCGUGAACAACACGUAUCCGAACUUUACUUCUAAUGUUAAUGAAACUGAAUAUCUUCAAGGUAGAGCUAUACUAGCACCGACUCUUGAUGUUGUGGAGGCUGUCAAUGAGUACAUGAUUUCACUUAAUGCAGCUGAGGCAAAAACAUACUUAAAUUCAGACACAACUUGCAGAUCAGAUUGCAAUGUUGAUCUUUUACAAAACCUUCACACGCCUGAAUUUUUAAAUGCAAUUAGGUGCUCUGAUGUGCCGAACCAUGAAUUGAAGCUAAAGGUUGGCACUUCGAUUAUGCUGUUGAGAAGCAUAGAUCAUUCUGUGGGGUUAUGCAAUGGCACUAGGUUGGUUAUCACAAGAACCGGAAACCAUGUUCUUGAGGCAAAAAUUAUGACAGGUAGCAAUGCUGGACAUAAGGUUCUUAUUCCAAUGAUGACAUUGACUCCAUCUGACCCUAGGCUGCCUUUCAGACUACGAAUGAGGCAAUUCUCUCUUAUUGUGUCGUACGCAAUGACAAUCAACAAAAGUCAAGGUCAAUCACUAUCUCAUAUUGGGUUGUACUUGAAGAAACCAGUUUUCAAUCACGAACAAUUAUACGUAGUUGUUUCUAGAGUUACAAAUCGCAAAUGA